Molecule: messenger RNA, 1412 nt
Organism: Trypanosoma cruzi
Lineage: Eukaryota; Euglenozoa; Kinetoplastea; Trypanosomatida; Trypanosomatidae
Exons: 1
Source: RefSeq, a predicted model, not a curated record
AUGUCUCGGAGCCAAAAUCAGGACGGAGAGGAGGCGACUGGCCGCGUUUCCCCGCGUGCUGUUCUGAGGACAAAAACGGCGUUUCAAAUCUACAAGGACGAUGGCGCACAAGGGAAUGCCAGUGACUUCAGUACGCUUCCCAAUGACGAGGUGCUGCCGUACAAGAUACAAGCCGACGAAAUGACUCUGAUGGGGGCCCUUGAAAUUGUCGAGGCAGACCCCGCGGACCGAAGGAUGUAUGGACCCGCCACCCUGCACCUGGUGGUUAACUACUUGUCCGACAUUCUCUCCUUUAUCCCACUGGGGGGCCGUUCGCACGAGUUGCCGACAGUCGCCAUAAACUACAACGCCCUUCAGCGUGUCGUGGCCCUGUACGGGGUCCCAGAAUCGGUGAAGGACGCACUCGUGCAGCUCGCCGCAACAAAUCUCAGCGCCUCCGAGGUGCCUAUUCGUGACAUUUCAUCAUUGCUGGACAAAUUUAGCGACACUGAAAAGGCCCUGCGGCAUGAAAUGCGUGACGCGGGGGAAAAGGUUGGGAUAUUUACAAGAUCCACCGUCCCUGCCUCGACGUUGGCGUCAACAGGCGAGACGACCAUCAAUGAUGUUGUCGCCCCUGCAGCGACCUCACAGAAACUCCCGCGGAAGCGCCGGGCCUCCUCGCGGGAUGAAAUAUUGCCCGCAAGAAAAACAGAGGAGGCCGACACGGCGCCACAAAUUAAGGUGAUGAAAAUGGAAGGGCAUGAGAAGGCACCCAGUAAUGCGAAGAAUAACAAUUCGCAGUUCACAUUGCAGCGACUGAUGUAUGGCCGCCUGCGGACGCUGACAAGUCAAGAGAAGAAGGUUGUCACACUCCUGAAUCAAAUGACUCAGGUUCUUGGUCAGGUUUAUGCGGUACGGUACAAUAACCUGCUGCCUAUAUUUGAACUUCUUGAAAAUAGGGUGAAACAGGCACAAGAAAUCAUCGAUGUGGAGCGUGCCAACAUUCAGUCUAAAUCCGAAAACACCGAGUUAUCGCCUGAGCCGUUUUUGGAAGUGAAACUGGAUGGCAUUUUGCGGGCGAUUCAAAAUGCUUCUUAUCAGUUUAAAACCGAUGAGGAAUGCCGCUAUGAAUUGGAUGAGGAUUUACUUCACCCCAUUGCACACGCCUGCAUGACAGAAGUUAACCGCAUUGAGGGAUUCACCACGGUGCCUUUUGAGGGUCCAUCCAACCAGACAAUUAAAGCCAAGGCCAAGGCACGCGAAGCCGCGCGAGCAAAGCGGGAGGAGCAACGUGCAAAGGCUCUUGAGCGGGCAAAGGCUAGGGAAGAAUUACAAGCAAAGAGAGAGGAGGAGCGAAAGCUACUACGUGCCCACCUGGGUGAAUUGGACCCGACGAGCCUCGUGGAGGACAUGAGUAUCAAAAACCCCAUUCA